Antechinus flavipes (yellow-footed antechinus) is the source of this 17044-nucleotide messenger RNA. It is a transcript of the gene ABCD2, whose product is annotated as ATP binding cassette subfamily D member 2. Gene Ontology annotation, cellular component: peroxisomal membrane. NCBI's taxonomy places the organism in Eukaryota, Metazoa, Chordata, Mammalia, Dasyuromorphia, Dasyuridae. The record is from RefSeq and is a predicted model, not a curated record. The transcript has 10 exons. Gene Ontology annotation, molecular function: long-chain fatty acid transmembrane transporter activity; ATP binding; ABC-type transporter activity. Bases 9369 to 11591 code for a protein of 740 amino acids. Gene Ontology annotation, biological process: peroxisome organization; very long-chain fatty acid catabolic process; fatty acid beta-oxidation.
GUGUACAAUUGGCCUGUGAAGGAAAUCAAAAAUGCAGGCGGACAAAGAUAGAGGAAUUGGAAAUUCUGUGUAGUGGUUCAUAGUCAAUUCCCAGAGUUCUUUUGCUGGAUGUAGCUCAUUCAUUUCAUUACUGCUCUAUUGGAACUGAUUUGGUUCAUCUCAUUGUUGAAGAGGGCCACGACCAUGAGAAUUGAUCAUCAUAUAGUAUUGUUGUUGAAGUAUAUAAUGAUCUCCUGGUCCUGCUCAUUUCACUCAGCAUCAGUUCAUGUAAGUCUCUCUCCAGGCCUUUCUGAAAUUAUCCUGCUGGUCAUUUCUUAAUAGAACAAUAAUAUUCUAUAAUAUUCAUAUAUCACAAUUUAUUCAGCCAUUCUCCAAUUGAUGGGUAUCCACUCAGUUUCCAGUUUCUGGCCACUACAAAGAGGGCUUCGGCUAGCUUUCUUAAAGGCCUUCCGGAGUCUUGGUUUCAGUGGAGAAAAUGGAGGAGAGCCUACCACCAAGGUGGUGUGAGAUGGGAUGAAUGAAGCUGAGUCUAAGGGCUUGUGCUUUAGCCUCUAGUCCUUUGGCUUCCCUAGCUCUGAAUCAAUCUGGCUGAAUCAAUCUGGCUCACUAGGAGUGAGGCUCCUAGUUUAUAUGCUCUACACUGAUUAUAAACCAAUCAUUACAUCAGUAGGAAACCAUUAUUUGUUGUAAGCUUAAAUCAAUCACACUGAACUUACAAAACUAUUAAGCAUCAUGCUAAACUAGAUAAUCAGUAUCUCAUCGAUUCUACUGAAUUAGCACCUUAUAAGAAUCCUUAUUUCAAGUUCAGAGUUCUGGCCCAUAACAAUUAAGAUAAACAUGUUUUUUGAUGUUGUUCAGUUGUUUUUGUUGUUUCUGACUCUUUGUGGCCCCAUUGGGGUUUUCUUAGCAAAGAUACUAGACUGGUUUGCCAUUUCCUUUUCCAGCUCAUUUUAAACAUGAGGAACUGAGGCAAACAGGGUUAAGUGACUUGCCCAGGAUCACUCAGUGUUUGAGGCCACAUUUGAACUCAGAAAAGAGUCUUGAUACAGUAAUGCAAUAAAUAAUUAAAUAAAAUUGUCCAGAAGUAUUAAAACAAGAGGAAAAAAAAAAUUCAUGGAUCACCACCAGAAAGAGAUCUUAUGAGGAAAACAUACAGGAAUAUCAGAGCCAAAUACUCAAACUGCCCGUUCAAGGAGAAUUAUGAGGAACAAGAAAAAAAAAAUUACAGAGCCACAAUUAGAAUCACAGAAAACUUAGCAGUGGCUACAUUGAAAGACUGCAGCUUUGGGAACACUUUAUUAUCAAAGAGCAAAAGAAUGGGAUGCAGUCAAAAAUAUUAUACUCAAAAAAGUUAAGCAUAAUCCUGAAUAACAAUAAUAAAAAGGACAUUCAAUGAAAAGCCAGACUUUUCAUUGUUUUUGUUUUUGUUGCAAAAAGACCUGUACUUAGUAAAUUUGACAUAUAAGAUCCAAGAAAAAUAUAAGCUAAAUAUCAAAGACUAAUUAUAAGGGACUCAAUAAGGACAAGUUGUUUUUGCUUUGUAUGUGGAAAAUGUAAACUUACGUCUAAGAUUGUCAUUAGUAAUUGGGUAGUUUGAAAAAAAAGAUUGGGUUAGAGCUGAGUAUGAUGUGAUUGUAAAAAGCAAAACCGUGAAGGAAGAGGUAAAAAGAGUAAUUAUCUUAUUCAAAUAAGUUGCAAAACUGACACAGGAAUUAGAUGGAGAGAAAAUCUGGUAAUUCUGGAACCUGGAUUAAAGAGGAAAUAGAUAUAUGUAUAUAUAUAAUGUCUAGAAAGGUAAAAUCUUUUAAAUUCAGAAAGAAAUAAGGGUUAAAGGGAUAGGAAUUGGAGAGAAUAAGUGAGGUAGUUUUAGAAGGAACCCUACUCUCAUCAGAUCAAGGUUAAAUAGAGAACAGCAUAAAUUUUGAAGGGAAUAAAAGUCUUCUAAAUUUUUAAAAAAAUGAGAGUGAAGGAAUAGAAUAAGGAGGAGAGUAUAGAAGGGUGUGUAGAUGAAUGGAAAAGAGAUAUGCUUUCUAGAUUAACAGGAAUGGGAUAAGGAAAGUUAAGGGGAAGAGGAUAAGUGAGAGACUUAGGGAGAGGGCUGGUUUAAGUAAUAAGAAGGCAAGGUAGUGGGUAGAAGUAAAGGCAUCAGGAGGGAAAGAAAAUGGAUACAAAUAUAAAGAUCAGGAGUAGAAUAUUAUGUAAAAAAGGGAUAGUAAUUAAGAUCUUAGGUAAAGUUAAGCUAAAAUAGAUUUAAUCCAAAAAAAUAGGGAAACACUAUAUAUCAGUCAUAUAAAUCAAUAUUAUCUUAGACUAACUAGACAGUAUAAAGUUAGAAUAUUGCUAUGGUAUAGGAAAUGAUGACUUGAUGGAGUAAGAAAAAUAUAGAAAGGCUUGGACUUAAGAAGAUGUUCUCCACCUUCAGAGAAACAGAACAGACAAGCAUAAUAUAGUCUACAUGUCUAUAUGUAUAUAAAAAAAUCUAUGUAUAUGUGUACAUGUAUAUGUAUGUGUAUAUGCGAAGGAGGAAAAAGAAUAAAGUGAAAUGUGCACAGCAGAGAACAAAAGAAAACCUACAGGGAAGCAAAGAUGGACAACUCUGAACACAGAGUGUGAAACUGUUAUCAUAUAGGCUUUCUUGAAAUGAAAAUUGCUUUAUAUUUUGAAUUCUCAUGUUGUGCUGCACACAUGGCAAUUUUUUCCCCUCUUAAGUUUAAAACAAAUACAAAAAAAAAAAAAAAAAAAGAAAAGGAAAGGAAAGACCUUUGAGUGCCUCAUUUAAUUGCAGCAUUCAUUAUGCACUAACAGGGUGCCAGCUCAAGUCAGGUUCAUUCCCUAAAAGGACUUUGUCUCAUAUUUCACAGAAAAAAAGAUAGUCAUUUGCUAAGAAUUCCAUUUUCUCCUUUCCUCCUUAUCUUGGAUCACCCAGAUUUUGUGCCCUACUGUUUCCAUCUUCACUUUAAUCUUGGCUUAUUCUCUCCAGAAUUACUAAGGAUUCUGUAUUGAUAAAUUUAAGGGCCUUUUACUCAGUCCUUAUUUUGACCCCUGAUAUAACAAUGUUGAUGACUUUCCUUAAUAGUAUCUUUUUCUAGAUUUCUGGAACACCAUUCAUUCUUGGUUCUCUUAGAUGCUCUUCCAAUUCAUGUCCUUUAACUGUAGAUGUCUCUCAGGGUUCUUUUCUAGACCUCCUUCUAUUGUGGGGCUUCUUAAACUUUUUCCACUUGCAAUCCCUUUUUGCCUAAGAAAUUUGUGAUCCUGAGUAUAUAGGCAUAUAAAAUAGGUAUACAAAUCAAAUAUUUACUGAUCAUAAAUCAUAAUUUCAUGACCUCCACAUUCAAUUAUGUAACUCCAUAUUGGGGUUGUAACAGUUUAAGAAGCUUUGUCCUAUUACAUCUGAUACUGUCUUCAGCUCCCAUGAUUUAAUUACUUUUUUUUUUCCGGAGGCUACUGGGGUUAAGUGACUUGCCCAGGGUCACACAGCUAGGAAGUAUUCAGAGUCUGAGACCAAAUUUGAACUCAGGUCCUCCUGACUGCAGGGCUGGUGCUUUAUCCACUGUACCCCCUACCUGCCUCUUAAUUACCUUCUUUAUGCUAAUGUUUCUUAAAUGUACUUAUCCUGCCCUGUUCCUGGCUUCUUUUAAGUUAUAUCUAAAAUUUUUGUUUUGUUUUGUUUUAUUUACAAACCUUAAUUCUGGUCCCUUUCCUCUCUUAAUUAUUAUCAAUACUGGAAAAAAACUUGUUUGUACAUAUUUGAAUCUGUCUUGCUUAUUAGAUUGUGAUCUCAUUUAAGGCCAUAAUUAUCUUUUGUGUCUUUUUGGCUUCCUAAAGCUUCUAUAUUCAUGUAGAAAAUGAAAUAACAAUCAAAAGAAUUCACAGAUCAUUGCCAGGAUAAAAAUACCCUCAAGGCUACUAACCUAUAGUGGUUAAAAUGAACAAUUCAGUUCUGAAAUGGCAAUUUUAUUAGAACUUAGGUAAAGACUUUGAAAUAAAAAGGAAAAAAAAAAUUAAAGUAAGACUAUUCUGCAUCCUGCCAGAAAACAGGAGAGAAUGGAAUAAUGUGUUCUAAAAAGCAAGGGAGUUGAAGGUUCAGCAAAAGGUGACUAAUCCUGCAAUUUUGAACUCAGUCACACAUGGGGGAAAAAAAAUCAUUUAAUAGUAAUCACUUGAAAUGUUUUUUAGAAAGGUAACCAGGACUGAAAAGAUUAUUUGCUUCUCGGGCACCUCAAAAAAUAGAAAUGCAGAAGAAGUGAAUAAGUGCAGCAGUCAAGGAUGGCAAUAGCAAUAGGGAAAGCAGAGAGAACAGUAAGAAGCUUCUUUCUAAAUGUGUAAAAAGAGAAAGUGGUGAAGGCAAGGUGGAUAUGGGGCAUAUGGAUACCUUGCUUUAUAUUAUGGAGGGUGCAUGAUAGGAUAGGGAAAGAGGAAAGCAGAGAAAAAGAGAAAAGUGAGUGAUGCAAGGGCUAACAAUGAGGGGAAGGGAGAAGGGGAAAUGAUUAAAAUGGGAGUCCCACUGAUAAAUACUCCUAUGGCUAAAGAGAGAUGUUCUGUCAAAGGAGAUGGGGGCUUACCCUGGGGGAGGUAGUGCUUGAAUAGUCAACCUUUCCUAUCUUGGGUAGAAGGGAGUCAAGGUUCGGGAGAAACUGGCACCUGGGGGAAGGAAAACUUGUGGCAAAUAGAGAAAGGAAGCCACCUGACAGUGGCUGCUGGAGAUCCAACCCAGAAUGGAUCUCCUCUGUGAGAAGAUGAUACAAAGAGAUUGAGAGACAGUUGCUGUUCUCUGACCUCCCUGACUGUGAAGCUGUUCUUUGAUCUCUCUCCUCUUCCCUCUGCCUCCAGUUUAUCUCAUUCCCAAUCCGCAACACCUGAGGCUGCCUUAGUUUGCGUUGGAUGUUAUCACCUCGAAUGGAGCAAAUCCUUUAUUGUCUCUUUCCAAGUCUUGUCUCCUUUCCUGGGGCCCGGUUAGUUUUCUUAGAGGGCUAUCUAUCUCUCUUCUUGGUUCCAAGAGCUCCUGCCGCUAGUCCUUUGCCUCUGCCAGCUUCUGCCUCUAGCUCCCUUCGAAUGUCUCCAGGCAGCACAGGGGUGGAAGAUGGAAUGACUCUGUCUUAGCCUCUCAGAGCUUCUAGUGCGCUUGUCUUUUAGUGGGCUUGUCCUUCUGGCCCUGACAGUUCCUCCUUAUAUGCCCCAUACUGAGUAUUAUUAUAUCACUAGGAAAUCAUUAUUUGUUGUAGGAUUAAAUCUAUGCUAAACUAGAUUUAACCAUUGUCUCCUCAAUUCCACUUAGUACCUUGUUUAAAGUGCUGGCCCAUAACAUCACCUUGUAGGAUCAGAUCAAUCAUACUGAACCAUGCUAAAUUAGAUAAUUAUUAUCUCAAUCAAUUCCAUUGACUUAGUACCUUGUAAGAAUCCUAACAGAAGGUAACCAGGGCAGAGUAUAGAUCAGUGAUUGGCUGCAUAACUAGGGAUGUAAAGGGAGAGGGACUUGUAUCAUGCCAUAAUGCCUUCUCUGACACCUGCAUUAUUUGGCAUUGUUCUGGAAGUUAGGCACAAUGGAAAAGGAUAAUCCUAUUCCAAAUAAUUAGAAAAUCCACAAAAUAUCUGGGAAUCAACCCACCAAAGCACACAAAAGACAUAGAUUCAAUUACAAAGGAUUCCUUAAAAAAUAACUUAGCUAGAAGGAUGUUCAGUGUUCAUGAUUAGAUUAUGCUAAUAUAAUAAAAAUGACAAUACUAUCAACAUUAAUUACCUUUUAAUGCUAAUCAAAUUACUGAGAUGAAUUAUAGAACUUGAUAUAACAAAAUUCAUUUGGAAAAAAAAUAUCUAGAAUAUUAAGGAAAAUUAUGAAAAGAGGAAUGAGGAGGAAAUAAUACUUCUAGACUUAAAACUUUUAUAAAAUAGCAAUCAUCAAAAUCUCUUGUAUUUGGUAGAUCAGUGAAACAGAUUAAACAAGGAGGAUCCUGAAACAUAACUUAGCUGGGAGAAAACACAUUUGAUAUAAAAAAAAAAUUGAUUGGAAAGCAGUCUGGCAGAAAAGAGGCUUUGACUACAACUUACACCACAAUCUAAUGCAUCCUAAACGGAUAUUUGACCUUAAUAUUAAAGAUUAAACAUUUGGAGAAAAUUAUUUUUUUUAAAGAAACAUCUGGGUAGAAGAAAUACUUUUAUCUGAACAAGAGAUUGAAGAAUUACAAAAGAUGAAAAAAUAGAUUAUUUUGAUCACUUCAAACUAAAUUUCUGUACAUGUGUCUAGAAUAAGAAGGGAAAUAGUCAAAUGGGGAAAAAUUAUAUAAAAUUUCUCUGUUAAAGGUUCGGUAUUCAAGAUAUAUCAAUAUGUAACAUAUACAUUCACAUAUAUAUGUACUAAAAACCCAUUUGUCAAUAUGACUAAAAGUCAUUUGCCAAUAGAUAGGUGUUCAAAGGAUGAAAAACAAUUCUCAAAAGAAAAAUUUCAAGUAUUAACUACAUGAAAGAUUGUUUCAAAUCACAAAUAUUAAGAGAGGUGAUUGCAUAUAUUUUUGUACCUUUCCAGUGAAUUAGUUUAUUAUGCUGACUUUGGGAGCGAGAGACUUAUAUAAGUAUUAGAAGCUAUCAAUAAAAACUUAUUUUUUAAAAGAUCUUCUGGGUCAACCAACAAGAUGGGAGACUAGACAUUUUCUGUGAUCUUAAUGACUUCUCCAACUUUUAUAAAAUAGGAAGUAUGCACAAAAGAGAAACAAGUUCAACAGUUUUCAUAAUCUAGAACACCAAGAAUACAAAAAACAUAAUGAAUUUAUAGUAGAGAAAUCAAUUCAUAAGCUCCUAACAUACUCAUUUAAUAUUCCAUAGUAUACCAUAUUCAUACAGCACAUCUGCACAAAUUGACCUACUAGCUUGCAACAAAAUUCAAUUCUCUUCCUCCAGUGCCUCAGAAAUCCAAAAACUCAAAGCUUGAUUCCAACCAGUUUCAAUGAUUAUCAUGCUGCCCAAGAAAAAAAAGUAUCAAAAAGGAAAAAAAUGAGUGGAAAAAAUGCAAUCAAAAAACAACAAAAAAGUAAAAAUACUACUUUGUGAUCCACACUCAGUUCCCACAGUCCCCACAGUCCUCUCUGCGAACAGAUGGCUCUCUUCAUCACAAGAUUAUUGAAACUGGCCUGAAUCAUCUCAUUGCUGAAAAAAGCCAUGUCCAUCAGAAUUGAUUAUCCUAUAAUCUUGCCAUCAGCAUUACGUUUAUGCUUGUCAAUGUUCUUCCAAGAAUAUGAAGAACCAGAAUUGUAUGUCGUAUUCCAGAUGUUGCAUGAUCAGGACAUAGUCAAUAAUAGCAUUACUGUAUAUUAUCCUGGACACUAUAACUCUCAACGAAGCCUAAGUUUAAAUUAUCUUUUUGGGAAGCUGCAUAUAUACUUUAUCCCUUAUGUUCUCCUAUAAAUCCUAUUUUCUAUCUUAUAGCAUCUGCAUGUAGCAUGGUAAUUUUUUACUUUUAAUAAAGAAUUAAUUACAAUUUCUGUCUGAGGUCACUUAUGGAACAAGUCACAUUCUGAGCAAGUAUAAUGACAAUAAAUGUAUGUAAAAUGAACUACUUCUUUUUGUUUUAAACCUCCAUUUUGUGAUUAAGAAACUGUUAAGUAUCCAGAAGAGGGUGACCAAAAUGUGAAGGAUUCAAGAACAUUCCAUAUGAAGAUCAAUUGAAAUGCCAGGAAAUAUUUGUAUGGACAGACUUUAAAGUUCCGCUUGUGUAGUCAAACAUAGUUAUUGUGUCUUUUUCAAUUUAUAGCAUAACACAAGUAGAUGCUAAGGUAGGAAAUCCAGAAUUCCCAGAAUGUAACUUUUUAGUAAGUUGAAUGAGAAUUUAUAAAUAUCAACUGUAACACUACUAGAAAUUGUGUCUUUCUCCCCAAAAUGGAAUGCAAUUAAAUGUCAUAGAUUUACAAAUAAAGUCUUAACCUGGCUAGCAGCAUUCUUGAAUCUUUAUUUUAACAGUUGAUCAAGGAAGAUGAAAGUAAGAUUAGUUUAUCUUCAAUUUUAAAAAAUUAAAGAAAAAGAACAUUUUACAAGACUUCUGGGAAAAGGCACAAAGCACUGAGGGAAAUAUAUCUAGUAUUUACUGAUGUUAGUCCACUAAUAAACAGAUUUCUAGACACAUGUUCAGCUACCAAACAAACAGGAAAAUGUUAUUUACCCAAAAAAGUUAAAAAAAAAAAAACUCCCCGAGUUUACAAUAAAAGGUGAAAAGAAUGCUAAGUUGGUAAAAUAAAUUUUACUCCUAGUUAUUUGGCUUCAGAGAAUCAAAUUAACUAGAGGGAUACAACGAAUAAUGGAUCCAAUUUUCGUUUAUACACUAAUAAUAUCUCCUAUAAUAUGGUCUACCCAGGUCAGCUAGGUGGUAGGUAGAUAGAAUCUCCAACCCGGAGUCAGGAAGACUCUUCUUCCUGAGUCCAGAGCUGGCUUCAGACACUUCCCAGCUGUUUGACAUUGGAUAAGUCACUUAAUUGUGUUUGCCCCAGUUUCAGCUCUCAGAUGAACUGGAGAAAAUGACAUAUCCCAAAUGAGACCCAGGAAAAGUCAUAAACAGUAGAAAUAAGAUCUUUCCACAAGAUCUCAGGGGAUAGGAGUGAUCCUACAAUACAAACAUUUGAGGAUUAGAAAGAAUAAUCUAUGGGGACAAUGCUUUCCUCAAUGCCCCUCCCACUUUCUUUCUCUGCUUUGCAAGUACCAUCCCCAGGCUAUUUCAGACACUGUCAUUCAAACCUUCCUGUCCCAGAAAUUAUAUGCCUUGCAGAUUCUCCCGUGUUUGAUUUCUACUUCCUACCGCAGCUUCUAAAAUCUAGAGAAGUGUUAGGGAUAGUGGUGAUGGUGAUGAUGAUGCUGGUGACGAUGACAACGAAGACUGCUAUCUUAAAACUUGUUCCCAAGUGACGGCGCAGAGCAUGCUCAGUAGGCAGGUCAGGUUUUGCUCCCAUCCAGCUGCCCUUAUUCAACCCCUUCAGAGGCAUUUAACUCUCUAUACAGCUUUUUUUUUUUUUUUUUUUUGAGGAAGCAACACAUUUCCUCUGCCUUCCAUUCUCCCUUCCCCUCCCCUUUUCAAGGCUCCAAGAGAAACUACGCGGUUACAAAGCUCCCACUCUCUUUGCAGCCAAUAAGUGGAUUGGAAGGGGAGGAGUUUAUAGCUGUGGCUUGCAAGCUUUGUGGAGCUCCAAGUUCUUAGAUAAAACCGGGGGAUAGAAAUAGUCGAUUCUAACCUCCGCUGCAUCUGUCACAACGGGAAAUGCUGCUGACCGUGGACUAAGUGAUUUGUGAAAGAUCAGUUGGGACUUUCUGAAGAUCAUGGAUAUUUAAAACAAAUAAGGAGGGUUUUGUUUGUCUGCUUGUUUUUGGAAAGCUGGAUUAGCGCGACAGAGAAAAUGACCCAUAUGUUAAACGCAGCGGCAAAUCGAGUGAAAUGGACCAGAUCUAGGACUGCUAAAAGGGCUGCCUGCCUGGUGGCUGCGGCAUAUGCUCUGAAAACCCUCUACCCCGUUAUUGGCAAGCGUUUAAAGCAGUCCGACAGCAAGAAGAAGCCAGAGGAGCUCUGUCCCACUGCAGACAAUCGGGGAAAGCUGCAUUCCUCCGAGGGCUCCUGGAAGAAAGCGCCCGGAGUGAAUGUAGAUUUUUUCAAACAGCUUCUGCACCUUCGGAAAAUUCUCUUCCCCAAACUUGUGACCACCGAAACGGGUUGGCUAUGCCUUCAUUCCGUGGCUUUAAUCUCAAGAACUUUUCUUUCGAUCUAUGUGGCUGGUCUAGAUGGAAAAAUUGUGAAGAGCAUAGUGGAAAAAAAACCUGGGACUUUCAUCAUUAAAUUAAUCAAAUGGCUUAUGAUUGCAAUUCCUGCAACAUUCGUGAACAGUGCAAUAAGGUAUCUGGAAUGCAAGCUUGCUUUGGCUUUCAGAACUCGUUUGGUAGACCAUGCUUAUGAGACCUAUUUCACAAAUCAGACUUAUUACAAGGUGAUCAAUAUGGAUGGGAGACUUGCAAACCCUGAUCAGUCUCUCACUGAGGAUAUUAUGAUGUUCUCCCAGUCUGUUGCUCACUUGUAUUCUAAUUUGACCAAACCCAUUUUGGAUGUAAUGCUGACUUCCUAUACUCUCAUCCAGACUGCUACAUCCAGAGGAGCAAGCCCGAUUGGGCCUACUUUGCUGGCAGGGCUUGUGGUGUAUGCUACUGCCAAAGUAUUAAAAGCAUGCUCUCCCAAAUUUGGUAAAUUGGUGGCUGAAGAAGCUCACAGGAAAGGGUAUUUGCGGUAUGUGCACUCCCGAAUUAUAGCCAAUGUGGAAGAAAUUGCCUUUUACAGAGGACAUAAGGUAGAAAUGAAACAACUCCAGAAAAGUUACAAGGCUCUAGCAGAGCAAAUGAAUCUCAUUUUAUCUAAACGCUUAUGGUACAUUAUGAUAGAACAAUUCUUGAUGAAGUAUGUCUGGAGCAGCAGUGGACUGAUUAUGGUAGCUGUACCAAUUAUCACUGCAACUGGCUUUGCAGAUGGUGAUUUAGAAGACGACCAGAAGCAAGCUAUGGUUAGUGAACGUACAGAAGCCUUUACAACUGCACGAAAUUUAUUGGCGUCUGGAGCAGAUGCCAUUGAAAGGAUCAUGUCUUCAUAUAAGGAGAUCACCGAAUUAGCAGGCUAUACUGCCCGAGUGUAUAAUAUGUUUUGGGUCUUUGAUGAAGUUAACAAAGGAAUUUACAAGAGAACUGCUAUUCAAGAGACUAAAAAUCCUACCAGGAUUGGAGAUAAAAUAGAAUUGUCGCUCAGUGACACCUUAGAAAUCAAAGGAAAAGUUAUCGAUGUUGAUCAUGGAAUUAUUUGUGAAAAUGUCCCUAUUAUAACACCAGCUGGAGAAGUGGUGGUUUCCAGGCUAAACUUCAAAGUACAAGAAGGAAUGCAUCUUCUGAUAACUGGUCCCAAUGGUUGUGGGAAGAGUUCUCUCUUCAGGAUUUUAAGUGGGCUAUGGCCUGUAUAUGAAGGAGUCCUCUAUAAACCCCCACCUCAGCAUAUGUUCUAUAUUCCACAAAGGCCUUACAUGUCUCUUGGAACACUUCGGGAUCAAGUUAUUUACCCUGACUCAGUAGAUGAUAUGCAUGAGAAAGGAUAUAAUGACCAAGACCUAGAAUGCAUUCUCCAAAAUGUCCAUCUCUAUCACAUUGUUCAGAGAGAAGGAGGGUGGGAUGCUGUCAUGGAUUGGAAGGAUGUCCUCUCAGGAGGAGAGAAACAGAGAAUGGGCAUGGCUCGGAUGUUCUAUCAUAAACCAAAAUACGCAUUACUGGAUGAAUGUACUAGUGCAGUCAGCAUUGAUGUUGAAGGGAAGAUAUUUCAGGCUGCAAAAGGUGCUGGAAUAUCCUUGCUGUCAAUUACACACAGGCCUUCUCUUUGGAAAUACCAUACUCAUUUAUUACAGUUUGAUGGAGAAGGAGGUUGGCGUUUUGAACAGUUGGAUACAGCUAUUCGUUUAUCACUGAGUGAAGAAAAACAAAAACUGGAAUCUCAACUAGCUGGUAUUCCCAAGAUGCAGCAGAGACUCAAUGAACUCUGUGAAAUUUUGGGAGAAGAUUCAGUGCUGAAAACGAUCAAAAAAGAAGAUGAAACGUCUUAAUUUGUUCUGGUGUGUUUUGAAAUUUUCCAUCAUUGCUGUUGACGCUAAUGAGCUCUAAGACACUGUUACAAUGCAUGCAUUGCACUAACUUAAGCACAGAGGGAAAAAUCAGCCAAAAAAAUGAUUUAUGAGAUUUGAGCAUGGCCACAGAAUACAUUUUGAACUUUAAGAAGAAAAUAAACAACUGCAUUUUGAAAAAAGCAAUCACUAUGGAUUAUUCUAAUUUCUAAUGAAAGUCCAAUUCAUCAGCAAAAGGAGACUUUAUCGAUCUGAGAGGAUAUAGGCAAGAUACAAGACUCUUCAAUCUACUUAAUGUGCCUACUAUAUUAAAUGAAAUUUAUUGCAGGCAUGAAACAACAUAAGGUUUGAAUCGUGCGCAUAGAUGCAUAAGACAAAAUGUUUACAUAGAAUUCCAGUCCAUUUAUACUCCAUUGUAAGUUUUAUAUGGUUCGUUUUUCCUAGUUGCUGCUGAAUUUCAACAAAAAGAAAGCAGUUUACUAAUAAGAGUGGUUAAAAACUGGCACUUGAAAGCCAAAUUAUGAAAGUUAUGAUAAAUAUCUUCAGUUGUUCAUCUAUAAUUUUAGACUUUAAACAACUUGAUGCAGGCAUGUAGCAUCAAAUUAAGUGGGAAUUUCACAUCCUUUAAGAAUUCCUUAAUUUCAGAUAGUGAAUGGCCAAAAUGAAAAAGGACAAUCCAAUAAAUGUUUGCUUCAAAUUAUUUUCUUUGUAGCUACAUAUAAUUGUAAUCCAGAAAUGCAAAACUUAUGAGUCUAAUGGUUAUAUUAUAGCAAAAAAAGACAUUCCAAAAAUAUUGGAAUGGAAAGAAAUAGAAAAUUACUUUUCACCAUACCUAAUUGGCUAUGAAAUGAAAGUAGUUUGGUUAAUGUGUUGAGAAAAAAUGGAUUUAGUAAUGUUAAUGUUAAUGCUAUUGUUUUCUAAGUAACAAUGAUAAAAUAAAAAUGAAGGUGACAUAAUUUGUUCAGUGAGGAACAGGAAAAGGUAGUCCUUGUCCUCAUCCUCACCUCCUUAGUUUCCUUCAAAUCUCAGAUAAAAAUCCCACCUUCAACAAAAAGCUUGUUUACACACAGUUGUUUGCAUGUUGUCUUCCACAUUAGAUCAAGAGUUCUUUGAGAGCAGGAAUUGUUUUGUGCCUUUCUUUGUAUCCCUAACACUUAGCACAGUUACUGGCACAUAGUAGGCACUUAAAUGCUUGUUGACUAUUACAUACAAAUAAUAAUGGUCUUCUUGAACCUUAACAAACAGGAGUAAUUACUCCUAUGCAAUAAACAUUAUUUUUUAUCACAGUUGUUCAUGUACUUUACAGAAUAUCUAGGUGACAUGGGUUAAAAUAAUGAUAGCUAACAUUACAGUGCACUUUAAGUUUUGCAAAGCACAUUACAUAUAUGAAUGCUUUAGCUAUUGAUACAAAUAAAAGUUUGGAUUAUUUUUACUUCCUGUAGCUCUUUGAUACUCUGCAAAUGAAAGAACAGUAUUUGAGAUUUCUGGUGCUUGUGACACCAUGUUGACAGAACAGAAAAAAAAUUAGAACAAUCUAAACUUUUAGCUUCCUCAGGUUCCAGUGACAUAUAGAAGUAUUAACACCAUCUUUGCCUUCUUAGUUGUUAAACUCUAAGUCAAAUUUCUUGAAUAAAAAAAGAAGUUAUUGGAAAAACAAAAAUAAAAAAGGUUUCCUUUGGGUUAUGAUGUCUAAUUGUUGUGUCUUCAUUACUUCUGAUUUUAAGAAAUCCAAUAGUUUCUAAGCCCUCUGUGUGACAUAAAGCAUAUAGUUUGUAUAUAUUACUUAGCAUGUAUUUAGCAUUUAGUAUCCGGAACUAUCCUAAGAGGAUAAAAACUAAAUUAUGGCAAAGGAAACUCCUAGAUAACUUUCCUGUAACAUUGUAAGCCAGUAUCUUUCCUGUAACUUUUGCUCAGACCAUUGAAAGAAUAAGUCAUUUGUCCAGUGUCACACAAUCAAAAUAUUUCAGAUGUGGGACAUAGAUCCAGAUUUUCUUGACUCUAAGGGAAGGAUUGAAUUACCAUGCUAUAUUGUCUCUCAUUUUGUGUAUGUGCUCUCCAAAUAAUAAAGUGUAACUGCAUUAUUUGCAUGUAAGAUUGGAUGAGAUUUGAAUAAUACAUUUUUGGGGGUGCACUUAAAAAUCAUUGGUGCCAAUUGAAAGUCACCCGCAUUCAUCAUUUAAAGUUUUAGGUACUAUGUAAAAUAUUAAAAAAAAAUUGUGAAACAUUUUUUGUAUCCUAUUAUUUUCAAACUUGUUUCCUAACAGUGGAAAUGUCUUACUAAAAAAUAAUUUUGUUGGGGUAGCUAGAUGGUGAAAUGGAUAGAGUACUAGCCCUGGAGGCAGGAGGACCUGAACUUAAAUCCUGCCUCUGACACUUCACACUUUCUGGCUGUGUGACCCUGGGCAAGUCUUGCCUUAUCAUAUAUACAUGUAUAUAUGUAUACACACACAUAUAUUCUAAUAAUAGUCAAGAUGUUUCCAUAAUAUAUAUUUCUAUGCUUUCAUUAUCAUGUUCAAUGAAAAUUGAGAAAACAACCAAGCCAUCUUGGAUUAAUGAAGGAAGAAAUGCAGAGAAGGGGAAACCACAUGGAAACACUUUAAUGUUCAAACUAUUCCCUGCACAUUAUCCAAAUAUUUUUUCAGUAAAGAAAACUUCCAUAAUGGAAUAUAAAGUUAGGUUUUUUAAAUGAUUUUUAAAAAUUAUAACUUGGAAAGUAAACUAUAUUCUACCAAAAUAUUACCCUAUAUUCCUACAACAUUUAGAGUUAUGUGAAGCAUGGCAGCAAAACAAUGUGUCCUCUGUAAAGAAUAAUAUAUUAAAUCAUUCUGGGUUAAUGUCAAGUAUAAUAUGUCUUGAAAAUUAAGUGAGGUCACAUUUGCAUGUGGGAUACUUUCUUUUGCACAUUAUUUCUAACAUUUAAUUUCAGCCCUGCCAAUUAAGAUACAAUUGGAGAUAAUUUUUAUUGGAAUUUUUAGUUCCAUAAAAAUGUAAUAAUUAACAAUAAGAUUAACAUUAAAUAUUUUUUUUAAAAAAAGGAAAGAAAGAAAUAUAGUUGUAAUAACUUCCUGAUGCAUUAACCUAGGAAAUCAAAUAUUUCGUUUCUUGAAUUAGAAACUGAACUUAUAUAAAUGAGAAAUGAGAGAUAAAUUCCACUUAAUAUUAUCAAAAAUUGUCAUUAAAUUAGACAGUGAUUCUGUGUGAAUGACCUCAAAAUGUAUUUAUGACUAAUAUGUAGUGAUUUAAUUUCACAUCUUUUUAUACUUUUAAGUAGCUUGGGGAUAAGAAAAUUAAAGGUAUUUGAUUUAGUCACAGAAAAAUAAUAAAUUCUCUAGUUAACUGAGUUAAAUUACUAUGUUAACUAUACCAACACAGAAUUUUAUUAACAGAUUACCCAACACAUAACCAUUGACACAAAAGACUGUUUACAUAGUAGGUCCUAUACAUUUUUUUUUUACUUAAGUCUUUCUUAUAUUAUUAAUUCCUGUGGGGUUUCAAAUCUCUUAAAUUUUACUGACAGAUUUGAUCAGCUGUCAUUUUAAAACUAGAUAUACUGAAUUUUAUGAGAUUAGAUAUAGGUGUACUUGAUUACUUUCUAGCAAAGAUGUGUGAAAAGAAAAUUUAAGUAAAAUGAAAUAUUUUCCUUUUGAUUUUUGAUCCCAUAGAAAAAUUCUUCAAAUUACAGAGUUGAAUUUUUUUAAAUGAAAAGAUACCUAGCAAGUGAAUGACUUUUUGGCAUUUGAACAUGGUAGUACAAAAAUUGAAAAUCAUCAUUCUAUAAUCAUUAGUAUUUUUAGUCCUAAUAAACAAUGGGUUUUUCUUUGUAAGAUUUUCUUCACUUUAAGAUUAUUUAAUGUCAAUCAUUCUUCAACUUUGAGCAUUUUCCCCCCCUGAAGCUGAAAUCCCUAUAAAUCUGGUAAUUUUGUCUCCUUCCUCUUUUGGUCAGAAUAGUUUCAAUAUGAAAUAGAUUACAUGUAUACUUUAUUAUACUUUAGUAAUUGCUAGGACUAAUAAGGAAGGGAAAGGAGUUAGCAUUGAUAUAGUGACUACUAUGUGCCAGGUACUAAGCUUAGUUCUUUUAUAAAUAUUAUCUCAUUUAAUCCAUACAACAAUCCUUCAAGGUAGGUGCUAUUAUUGUCCUCUUUUUAUAGUGGAAAAAACUGAGGGAACAGAAGUUAAAUGAAUUUACUUCAGAUCUUCCUACUACAGAGCUUGUGUACUCUCUACUGUACUUCAAGCUGUCUCUAUAUGAUUUGCUAAUACAGUAUGUUCCCUGAAUAUUCAUUAAGUUUAAAGCUUCAAGGCAUGUAAAAUUAACUGGUUCCUUUCUUUUUCAAUUCUAUAACUUCAAAUUUACUUAGAAUAAGGGCUAUAUAUAUUGAGAUGACUUUGAGCAAAUAAAACAACUACCUUGUUCUGAAAAACCCAAAAUGUAUAACUAACUACUCAGUGCAUAACCAUAAUUGUAUGUAUUUAACACAUUUUUAGAAUAUGUACAAUCCAUAAAUAACUUAUUCUUUCUUUUCUCUAUAAAUAGUAAGAUGGGUGAGGUUUUCAAUAAUACUUCUUUAUGAAAUUUUCAUAUUUAAUGUCCUUUACAAAUAGCCUAUAUAGCAAUAAAUGUCAUUUCUAUUUUAAAUAUUAAAUAAAUAUAAUUUCUUUGCUAUGUAGUUUAGUAAUAUUAUUUAUUUUGAUCAUGUGAACUACAACCUUAUGUAUCUAGAUUGAUUGGAAAUAGGAAUGACCUAAAUACAGUAAUACUUGGUUAAUCCAAAUUGCUAGCUUUGGACCUUUUUGCUCUUUUUGAAAAAGGCAUAAAAAUGGAAAGACAUCUCAUCAGAAAACAAAUAUAAUAGAACUUAUAUGCAUACUUGUUUGCACUGUAUACAUACUAAUAUAAUGUGUAUUAUAUGCAUAUUUGCAUACAUACAUUUCCAAAAUGAUAAACAUUCUGCCCAAUGGAUCAAGUAAAAAAAAAAAUAUCCUUUUCUGCUGGCUAGCUUGCUUAACAAAACAAGUCAACCAUAGCAAAGAUCCACAUAAACAGGGACUGAAUAGAAUAAAUUACAUUACAGUCUUUAAACAAUAGAGCCAAAUUGACUUUUUUCUAGACAUCUCCAUUUCUGCAUCUCUCCCAUGCUUGUAAUAUACUUCCUCCUCAUCUCUAUUGCUUGGAAUUUCUGAGUUUCUUCAAGGCUUAUCAGUUACCACUUUCCCCCUGAAUCCCUUCAUCCCCCAACUGCUGUUGCCUCCCCCCCAAAUUAUAUUGUAACUAUUUUGUAUGCAUGUAGAUAUGUAAUAUAUGUAUGUAUGUACAUCUCACCUUUUUGGAUAGUAAGCUCUUAGAGAGCAAGAACUGUUUCACUUUGGGUGCUGUGUUCUCAUCAACUCAGCAAGGUGCCCAGCACAAAACAGGCAAUAAUAAAUACUUGAAAAUA